CAGCGCCACGAAUAACCACGUCCUAAUAUUAAGCUCGACAGUCUGUGAACGUCAGACGUUGGCGCACGUGUCAAUCAGUGAACGCGCGCCUGCAAAAAAAAACGAACGUGUUUUAAAACCUCCAGAAAAGUGGCAGCGCGCAUUUGGCACGAUUGCGCUUGUAGAUGUGCACGACCUAUCUCAAGUAUCUACCUUGGCGCACUCUUUGUAUGCGCAUCAAUUGUAAACGCAAAUAUUACAAAUUACUAAAAAUAUUCUGAAACUUGCACCAGUCUGUAAUUUGCAAGCUUUUCGUACAAAGGAUCCUUUUAAGGAAUCAGGACAGUUUGAAAUUGGUAUCAUAGUGAGAAGCGGUGGAAGAGAACUUGUUUGCUGGCGUUCUCUAUUAAACUUCUCCAUAUAGUGUACAAGACUAUACUCCUUGUGGAAACUCCAAAAAUGCUCCCUGGUUUAGCCCGGUUUAGCGUUGCCUCACUCAUGACAGGCCAGCCUCAAGAUCAAGGACUAUUCAGUCCGUAUUCUCCUUCGUAUCCAGGGAUUCACUCAAUGGAUAAAGCACAAGUAUUUUCAACAGACUGCUACCGUAGACAAGAGUUCGGAGCACCACCACCAACACCUCCGAACAGUGGCCAACAGUUUUGGCCUAAUGGGUCGAGCGCUUGGUGUUCCCCACCAGGAAUGCAGUAUGGUGCUGCUUUAAACACGUACAACUCUAACCCAGGUAUGUUAGUUUAAAUUGUAGGUAGUUAGUUAGAGUGCACAGGGAAUUCACAAGCACAACAGAGAGUUAUUAUCAUGAGAUUGUUGACGAAUUGUGAUACGGCCGCUAUAAAAUUAUAGCUGAAUUCCUCACCUGCGAGAUUUCGUUCCUAUUACAAUGCGAUUAGUGAUUGCAUUGUACAUCCAUAUCGUACAUUGCAAAUUGUAAAUAUGGUUAGUGAAAAGCAUUUGUACUGUCUGCUAACCUGCCUGUAGCGACCUGUCGCAAUGAAUUGACGGCGGCUUUCAGUAUGACGCGCUAUCAUAUAAAAUACGUAGACUCCGUAUUCUGUGCGCUUGCCUUUCAGGCUUUACGUAAAAUUAUUACAAAAUCAAAGUCAUAAAAAAGAAUGUUGCUAAUAAAUCGCCACAUUUACAAAAUGAUUGACCGAAUUAUAAUGAAAUUCACCGGAGGCGAAAAAGGUCUCACUUAUCAGCAAGUUCUGUGACUAAACGACCAUCUGAAUGAGUUUACGUUGUUUAUCCUUAUCGCCAAUAUGCCACUAUUAUAUAGUCCAUCGCGGCUGAUAUCCGUAUAUAUUUGGCCUAUAUAUCAACUACUUAAGCGCCCGUUCCAUAGCCGAGAUAGUAUAAUUUAUUAGGUGCUUUUAACGAUGUUUAAACUAAACAAAUACUUCAAGGACGCAUAGCCACGCCACAUCAAAGAUCCGUCUUGUCAUAGUUACACACAUGAAGAUUAAUAUUGUCUAUCGUUUCUGAAGAAGAUGCCUUAUGCCUUGAUUGCAGUUAUGCUCAAUUGUUGUUCAUACAUAUGCGCAAGCCAGGGAAACCGAAUGAAUAAAUGCGCGCCACUGAUCUUUACAUCAUUUGCGUCCGCUGAGCGCACCCUUGCGCGCUUUGAAUGAGUCGGUUUAUUAAUGCAAUUAGGAAACGUUUAAAAGAAAACUUUUAUGAAGGAGCAACUGAAAUAUGUGCUAAUUGAUCAUUGAACGUCGUUUAGCAUGUUGUUACAGCUAGUUGAGUUGUUUAUGACUACAAUUUAGGCGCAUUGUCUUGCCAAUCAUUCUUAUAAGAAGCAGCUAAACUGAAGUGCGCGUGUUUGGAGUAUGGCAGUUUCUAACUGCCCGAUGCUGGGGUAUUCAGUACGACCGCGCGCUUUAGUUCAAAGAGUCGGAGACGUAGGACGCAGUGAGUCACUACAAGGAUCCUUCUUACGAUGAGUAUGAAUAAGUUCUGUCACGGAGUGUGGGUAUUUUAAUACUAGACAGCAGUAUUACAGGAGUAUUUGGGAACAGACUGUCUCUGUUUGUGAAAUGGUACUAAUCAAGUAUCUAUAAUGACCGUGCUGAGUAAAUUAGGCGAGCAGAACAGAAGGAAUAAAGAUUAGGUAACUGGUUAUAAGAAUAUGGGAUCGAAUUCUUGUUCGAUAACAGCAACAAUAUAAUAAGCAAGGUUAACUAUAAGGAAACAAAUUGUAGUGUAAAGAUAUAUCAACCUACGAUACACCGUGGAAUCAGCCGUUAAUCAUGCAUUUUGGACAUUUUGCGUACAUGCGCGCAAUGGCCACUGGCACUGUUGGCAACUGACCGAGAAUGGCGACGGUAUUUAGCCUUAUUUUUGUCGUCAUUCAGUCUCUGUUUUGAAAACUAAAGUACUAAACGCAUACUCUAAUGGUUAUUUAAAGUAAAGAAGAGAGUAAAAGAAUGACAGUCUAGCUGGUUAUAGUCACUCAGGUCGUGGAUAAAAAAUAGACCGGCUUAAUCUGAAAAAAUCAAACUUAAUUACCGGCAGCUAUACCUGUAUAAUUCAUUCAGUAUAUUUAUCGCAAUUUAUUCAAAUAUAUUUAGUGACAUCUUUUUCAACUCAGUUUCUUGAAUACUUCAUGUGAGCACAACUGCGUUAUUUUCAAAUAAAUACGUUUUACAAAAUUCGCAAUUCAAUAAGGAUAUACACGGAAUGGUUUUCAUUUUAUCCUGACUGUAUUAAUGUUGCCAUGACACAAUAUUGUUCGUUGAGCGCCGCGUCACUGACAUGCAUGAUUUAAUCCAUGCACACAUUUCAUGGUCUUAUAUAAAUAUAGUUAUGUGAUGUACAAAGUAAAAUAUAUAGUCAUUGCACGCAUUGUUCAUGAUGUAAAACAUUUAUCAUUAGUUGGAAUGUAAUAAUCUGACAUGUUUUAAUGGUAGUUUGACGAUUUUUAGUCCUGCCGAAGUAUCAAGCAGGUCCAUUUAGUAGCAAUGGGUUGCACUAUUUCCGCUACUAAGUGCUAAGAUUGGAUUAAACGAGGAUGAAAGUGAAGGUCGACACGAUCACUUAUGAAUGCCUUCUGGCCCUUCUCCACAUCAAAGAUGACUAAUUAAUUUCUUAAGAUUCAAACAUGUUUAACAAAAUUAUGUGCGCAUAAGUAAGUCAAUCGGCUCGUUUCAAAUUCUCGUUAAAUACUUUUGUUUAUGUUGGGCUUGAAAUAUUUUCUGUUCCCACUCAUUUCUGUCACCUCUUUGGCACUGUGCCGUCUUUCGUUAUCUUUUGCUUCUUAAUUCUCAGUGAUCCUCUUAACGUUGCUUUCGUCCGGGACGCUCCUACAGACAAUUAAAAUUGUCUGACGUAUACAUAUAAGGCCAUAUCAUUUAUAGUCCAUGCAAAUAUGGAUUUAUAUUAUAUGUAUAUACACUAUUGGCGCCUAAAACUGUCGCAUAUACAAUCUGUUUACAACUUGAAUUGUACUGUGUAAAUCAAGCACACAACUCGUCUAACGUUGUCGCAGGUGAGUUGUUCAAGAGCCGCAAAAAAUUUUCUUCAACUUGCAACACAAACUGAUUUCAUUGCAUGUUAGUUAUUAAACAGUGUUGACGCAUGCAUGCAUGCUGUAUCGAAAAGUGUAACUUUGCAAAUUGUAACUUUGUAAAUAACACAUCGUCGAUACAUUGGAAGCAGCUAUAUAUGCCUACAAGGCAAAACAAGAUGAAAUAUUUCUUAAUGUAAUUGCAUGUGUUCACAGUCUAAGCGUGUUCGUGAUUUUGUUGGUGAUACAUUCGUUGCCUGCGCAAAUCUGAUAUUUUUAGACUCGCAUGAUGGAAUUGGAUUGUGGUAAACACGCAAUCUAUACUACUGAUAAAUACAUUAAGUAAUCUUUUAACAUAAAACGCACCAAGGUCUGCCUUGAUUAAAGCACAGUUUAAAGCUGGUUCAAAUAUUGAUAAGAGUGGAUGAGGGCCUUGGUUACACGUGUUGCUUGAUAUUGUGCAGAGGCUGUCCCAGUUAAGCGUUUUUCAUAUGUGCGUACACGCAUGGAAAAAUUUAAAUCCAUUUGCAAGUUUGAAAAUGACUAGUCAUCAAAAUGAAUAAAAGGACAUGUGUAUGAUUUAAUGUGUAUUUGUUGAGGGUAAUUAGUAUUUAUAUAAAAUUUAGAAAGCCUAUUUACACUUAUCCGUGCUUAUGCAUACGAAUGACAUGCAUACGAAUGAAAAACGUUCUGAUUGAUAUAGGGAUGCAACUACCUGAAAAUAUUUGAAGUUCUCCUUGUAUUUUUCAGGUAGUGGCAUCCCUAUCAAUCCGAAGCUUCUAGUAUUAUUGGCGCUACCUAGACUGGCACAGACAGUUCACUGAGAUUACCUUAGCUUAGUUUGACUGUCUAUAGUUAUAGAAAAAUAAACCCGCCUUACCACUUCCUAAGAACAGGUUCAACAAUCCUCCCUGACAAGAAGGCAACGGUAAUAAUACAUUAGAAUUAAAUUCAAGGCUCUGUUUUGCGCAGUAGUGUUUAAUUCUGGUCAACCCUGCAUAUAUAGGAUGACAUCUCACAUCUGUUCUAUAAUCUCAGUUGGUCUGUUUAAUUUCGUGAUUUCGAUAGUGAUAUAUGCACUUCUGCGCAAAUCUGAUAUUUUUAGAUAAUUUGCUUGACUGGCUUGAAUUAAAUAGAAUUAGGAAUUGAAACAUGCAAUCCACUGAUAAAUAGAUCAGAAUCCGUUUUUUAAGUUGCUGACUGUCUAACAGUCUAAGUCGGAUUAACAUUUGAUAACAACGAAAUGCAGUUUUGACUCAGGAAUAUUAAUCGCAAAUUCAUCGUUAUAUAGGCCAAAAGGUUCAAAUAACGUAUCAGUUGACAAGAACAGACAAGUGAAAGUAAAAUAAAAUAUUUCUUUAAGAAUAAUAUUAAAAUUGAACUCGGGGUCUUUGUUUAGUAUUUCGCGCAGUAACAAUUAUAACCAUGCCCUACAUCUCCGCGCUUGUUUUGUUUGACGAGAGUUGAAACAACUCCAUUCUCCGAAAGCUUAUCAGUCUAAUGACUCGGUCUUGAAUUCUUGUUUGUAUUGGGACCUUGUUAAGAAAACAUGAGUUUCCCAUUUGUUUAAUUUUAGCCUAUACGAAAUGUUUAAUAUACGGGUGGGCAAAUUAUAUACUAAUAUAAGCGCCAUUGGUUCAGUAUCGCUUUACAUAAAGCUGUGAUAACAGACACUUGCUGGUUAAGUGUAGAUAAGGAUUUGAUUAGCCUGAACGUCUGAGUUUUGUAUGGUCUAUUAAAAAACCAUAUUACUUGCGAAAAUUUUCCUUUGCUCAGAACAGAAAUUCUCGUUUAUUUUCAUAAAAUUUGUUUCCGGGCUUUGGUACGUCAGAAUCUAUACCUACAGGAUAGCGUUUUGAAAAUAGCUUUAAUUUGCUUCAUUAAGAAUAAUAUAAACUGUGAAACGGUUGGUGUUGAGUGAUCGAGCGAGCUGUCAGUAAAAAUUCAAGACCGAUUGCCGUUGUUUUUAUAAGUAUACCAAAUGAAAUACUUCUAUAUUGUUGGAACACUAUUACUGAGAUGAUGGUGCAUAUGAGCAAUGGAUAUGAAUUUGUUUUUGCUGUUGCUGUUGCUUGGAACACGCGGUCUAUAUGGCGCAUGUAAGUUCACAUGGUUUUGCGUCUGUGAUUUAUUGGUUUGCGAAUUAAUAUUGGCGUUAUCAGGCAGAACAUCAAAUAAUCUUGUGUCUAGCUAUAUUUACGUAGCAAUUCUUUUGGGGUUAUUACAUUCUUUGUAAGAGUUUGAUAAAUAAAAGCCACACAUGGCAGGAUCCGUCAACAUUGAGCACUCUGUGAACGCGACAAACAGUCAAGAUUAGAAUGGCAUUCUUCAACUUUAAUAAGCUUACGUCUACAUGACUCAAUGUACCGUGAGAAAGUGAGAUCAUAUUAACAUACACUACUUUGUCAUCACUUUUUAACCACAGCCAAAUCUAAUGUACAACCGUGGACAACUUUAGGUAUGUUUCAUUAAAAAAUAAACAAAUACAGACUUAAUAAGUUCUUUGAAUGUUUGCAUGGCGAUAAAAUAUAAUUGUUUUUGUUUGUGGAAACACCACGUAAAUUUACGUGGUGUUUCCACAAACAAAAACAAUUAAAUACAGACUUAGUUUGUACAUUUUAAAUACAGUUAACUAAAAGGCAUAAAGUUGUUUUAUCGGCUAAAUGCGUUGUGAAUUUGCAUAUAAUGCGAUACCUAUACAUAUAAGGAAUGAAUACGUAUAUAGAAUUGGUGGGUUGUUCAAUGGUUCAUGUUCAGAAAUGUUGACACGUUUAGGAGGAAGCAAAUUAUCUAAAACAAAUUAUCUAAAGUACUAAAUCUCUUUUAUAUAUUUGUCUCCUAUUUUGUUGACAUUCUUUUCUCACUUUGAUACCCAGCAAUUAGUUUAGUUUGCUGUCAACGAAAUGUCCUGACGCCUAUAUCAUCUUAUGCAUGGUUUUUUAUCAGUAUUGUAAUUCAUUAACAAUUCAUGAUAAAAAACCCCACUAUUUUCUCACUUCUUCCGGUGGACCACCGUCUUCUCUGUGCACGAUGGUAUCAUGGUAGUCAGGGCCGUAGCGACCAGGAGGUGUAACACCCCCAAAAUUUGUUCAUGAGUAAUUUCAGAUAAAUUUCUAUUAAUCUGACAUUCCAAAAUUAUGUCAUUGCAAACAAAGAAUUUUUUCGGUCGUUUGCAUGUACGGGAUAUUUUUUUGUAGAAUUUUAAAGGUAUUUUAUUUGUCUUCGAUUUCCUUGUGCCCUCCCCUAACCCACCCACCGAACCCCCUCCUGACGAGUUAUAUUAAUAAUUAUUAUAAUUAACGCAUAGAUCUUGUUUCCAAAUCAAUUUAGCAACAGCCUAUCCUUGUGGCAACUAUUUCUUCUCCGACUAUAAUGUCGAUAGGGAUGACAAGGACAAUAAAAAGAAAAGAACGCGCACGGCAUUCUCCACGGAUCAGAUCAAAAGUCUUGAAAAAAGAUUCGUGUCAAAUCAUUACGUAGUCGGGGCAGAACGACAGAAACUCGCCAACGAAUUGGAAUUAUCUGAAGCCCAAGUCAAGGUAAAAUUGAGUAACGUGACAACUGUAGAAAAAUCUUGGGUUGUCAACCAUAAAAUUACUUUCCUGUAAAUCUGAAAUUUACUUUUCCAUUAUUUUAGGUGUGGUUUCAAAAUCGCAGAACGAAAUACAAAAAAGAGAAAGAACUUGAAAAGUUGGGUAAACGUCGAAUGAAAAGAAAGGGUGAACAUCACAUUAGAAAAUGGCAAAUAUUAACGAAACAUUUCGGGCCAGAUACGGAAGAAUUAUUUUCUGAUCCAUGACGGACAUGACGUGCACUCUUUGAUGAAGAAUGUAUGGAAUGGAAUGGAAUAGAAUCGAGUCAAAAGGCCUGAAUCUGUUCGCCAUUCUAAACUUACCUUAACGAACGUGGCAUAUUUUGUAUUCAGUCGGAGACGUAGAGUAGAACUAACGCUAUUGACACAACGGAGCACGCUACGUUUCGAUAUGCGGUUGAUAUCCGUCGAUUCUGCAGCUCCGUGCAGAAGCCAACCUUUUUUCCACCUCGUACGUUUAGUCCUGGGUGCUUGCUCGCAGCCUGAAUCGAAAUUUCGAAAGGGACUGGCUAGGUAGUGCUAGACUGCGCUGCUGAUGACUAUGAUGAGGGCGUUAUAGCCAUCUGCCUGUCUCGACCCCAGACGUGGCGUACAGACGCACAGGGAGCAAUCAAUCGCUUACGUUGUCGUGUGUGAGUUGUGUGCUUGAUUUACACAGUACAACUCAAGUUGUAAGCAGGUUGCAAGCGACAGUUUUAGGCGCAAGUUGUGUACUGUAAAUCAGUCUUUAAGGUCCCGUUUACACUGUACCAGAUUCGCUGGUCACGACAUCAAGUUUUAACAGUCGAUGAAAUAACCUAAACAUUUACAAUGGUAGUAAUUAACAAGCAGAAACAUACGGAAGUUAUCGAAAGAUUACUAAACCUUUGUGGUUAAACGUUGCUCCUGGGCAGCAAACAAAGAUGUCGUGACCAGCGAAUCCAGUAAAGUGAACACGGGGUCAAAACGUCUCCGGAAUAGUUCAUGUAAACAUUUUAUAUAGCGUCUGGGGUCGAGGGCAGGUCGUCUACUGCGCAGGCUAAGUUGUAGUUGCCAGCAAUCGUUUAUCCACGCCACAGUCGUCACCAGCUUUGUUGGAGGUAUGGUGAAUCUAAAUUUUAAUUAAAUGUAGUGUAAAUAAUAAAUAAGCAGCGUGUACAUAAAUAAAUUAAAAACAUGUC
Molecule: messenger RNA, 8254 nt
Organism: Paramuricea clavata
Lineage: Eukaryota; Metazoa; Cnidaria; Anthozoa; Malacalcyonacea; Plexauridae
Source: the annotation of a GenBank genome assembly